UUAUUAGGAAGCUCACAGCAAGCACGGCUGAUCUGUCAGAUUUGUUUUGUGCAAGAUUCGAGUUAAGCACUUCCCAACCGCUAAGCGUUUCCUAAAAACUAAAAGGAAUGUUAAUCAUUAUAGUUUAUUUAUUUUUAUUUCCUGCGAUGCCUGACUGCUUCAGAAUCCAGUGAGUGAGGGAAUCCCCAGCAUCAAGCCACUGAGAAGUACCGCAGGUGCACGGAGGCAAAACCUACAUAAUGCCCCUGCAAACUUGAGAAAGUCUGCCAGGUGGCGAAGGAAGCUGAGGGAUUGAGUAUAUUAGGAAAGCAAAGGAAGGUCCUGUAGAGAUGUCAGAGCCAGCGUUGGACUUCUCCAAAGUGGAAAGUUUUCUGGACAAACACCCAGAUCUGUUUGAGGAUUACCUGAUCAGGAAGGGGAAGCACUGCAUGGUAGAGAAGUGGCUCAAGAGAAACCAAUUGAGCAAAACCCCUACUAACUCCAGUACUGAUGACAAGAGCAAGGAGUGUUGGGGGAACCGCGGGGAUGGGCUGCAGAGGAGGGCUUCACAGAAGGAGCUGAGGAAAAGUUUUGCUAGGUCAAAGGCCAUUAAUGUAAAUAGGACUUAUGAUGAGCACGUUAACUCUAGAGCCCAGGAGCCCCUGACCAGCAUGAGGAGGAGAGCUUUACUGAGAAAAGCCAGCUCCCUCCCACCUACUACUGCCCACAUUUUGAGUGCCCUGCUGGAGUCCAGGGUCAGCAUCCCCCAGUACCCUUCCACUGCCAUUGACUACAAAUACUACCUGAAGGAAAACAAUGAGAGGGCUUUCUUCCUGGAGUUAGUUAAGGACAUCUCUAAUGAGCUCAACCUCACCAGCUUGUGCUACAAGAUUCUUAUCUUUGUUUGCAUCAUGGUGGAUGCUGACCGUUGUUCCCUGUUUUUAGUAGAAGGCUCAGCCAAUAAGAAGAGCUUGGUUUCCAAGUUCUUUGAUGUCCAUGCAGGGACCACCCUGUUACCCUCUUGCAGCAUGGAGAACUCCAACGAAGUCCAGGUGCCCUGGGGCAAGGGCAUCAUUGGUUAUGUAGCAGAGCAUGGAGAGACUGUCAAUAUCCCUGAUGCAUAUCAGGACAGGCGAUUCAGUGAUGAAAUCGACAAACUGACUGGAUAUAAAACAAAGUCUUUGCUGUGUAUGCCCAUAUGGAAUAGUGAUGGUGAAAUUAUAGGUGUUGCUCAAGCUAUCAACAAAACUCCUGGAGGUGCUCCUUUCACAGAGGACGAUGAAAAGGUUAUGCAGAUGUAUCUUCCGUUCUGUGGUAUCGCAAUAUCAAAUGCACAACUCUUUGCUGCUUCCAGAAAAGAAUAUGACAGGAGCCGGGCUUUGCUUGAGGUGGUAAAUGACCUGUUUGAGGAACAAACAGACCUGGAGAAAGUUGUCAAAAAGAUUAUGCAUCGAGCCCAGACAUUGCUGAAGUGUGAACGCUGUUCAGUGCUGCUUUUGGAGGAUAUUGAGUCACCAGUGGUGAAGUUUACCAAAUCAUUUGAAUUACUUUCUCCAAAAUGCAGUGCUGAUGCUGAGAGCAGUCUCAAGGACAGUGUGGAGAAAUCAUCCUACUCCGACUGGUUAAUAAAUAACAGCAUAGCAGAGUUAGUUGCUUCUACGGGUCUUCCAGUGAAUAUCAGCGAUGCAUAUCAGGACCCUCGCUUUGAUGCUGAAGCUGACCAAUUUUCAGGAUUCCAUAUUCGAUCUGUCUUAUGUGUUCCCAUAUGGAAUAGUAGCCAUCAAAUAAUUGGUGUAGCACAAGUAUUGAACAGGCUAGAUGGGAAGCCUUUCGAUGAUGCAGAUCAAAGGCUCUUUGAGGCCUUUGUUAUUUUUUGUGGCCUUGGAAUUAACAACACAAUAAUGUAUGACCAAGUGAAGAAGUCGUGGGCAAAGCAAUCUGUGGCUCUAGAUGUACUUUCUUACCAUGCAACUUGUUCAAAAGCAGAAGUUGAUAAGUUUAAGGCAGCCAACAUCCCCUUGGUGUCAGAACUUGCAAUUGAUGAUAUCCAUUUUGAUGACUUUUCCCUUGAUGUUGAUGCCAUGAUAACAGCAGCGCUGCGGAUGUUCAUGGAGCUUGGGAUGGUACAGAAGUUUAAAAUUGAUUAUGAGAUCCUGUGCAGGUGGCUUCUGACAGUGAGGAAGAAUUAUCGAAUGGUUCUCUAUCACAACUGGCGACAUGCGUUUAAUGUCUGCCAGCUGAUGUUUGCCAUGUUAACUACAGCUGGAUUUCAGGAACUUCUGGUGGACAUAGAGAUUUUGGCUUUGCUUGUGGGAUGCCUAUGCCAUGACCUUGAUCACAGGGGAACAAACAAUGCCUUCCAAGCCAAGAGUGGCUCUGCUUUGUCUCAGCUGUAUGGAACAUCUGCAACACUGGAGCACCAUCACUUCAAUCACGCUGUCAUGAUUCUUCAGAGUGAGGGGCACAACAUUUUCGCCAACUUGUCGUCUCAGCAGUACAGCGACCUCAUGCAGCUUUUGAAGCAGUCGAUACUGGCAACGGAUAUCACUCUGCAUUUUGAAAGAAGAAAUGAGUUUUUUGAGCUGGUCAGUAAAGGAGAAUACAACUGGAAUGUUAAAGAUCACAGGAUUAUAUUUAGAUCCAUGCUAAUGACAGCAUGUGACCUUGGAGCUUCAACCAAGCCAUGGGAGAUUUCAAGGCAGGUGGCUGAAUUAGUAACCAAUGAAUUCUUUGAGCAAGGAGACCGUGAAAGAUCAGAACUCAAACUGACACCUUCAGCCAUUUUUGAUCGGAAUAGGAAAGAUGAACUUCCACGAUUACAGCUUGAAUGGAUCGACAAUAUUUGUAUGCCUUUGUACCAGUCAUUAGUGAAAAUCAAUGGAAAACUUAAGCCUAUGUUGGACUCAGUGAUUGUAAACAGAGCUAAAUGGGAGGAAAUGCACCAAAAGAGACUUGGGUCUUCAGGAAGCUCUUCCUCUAAUUCUUUCCCUACGCCUGACUCCUCACCACAACCAGCUCUAGAGUGUCACUUGAAGACUUAAGCCCGCAAGUUAGCUGCUGCCAUGCAACAAAAUGAUCUUAACAGGCUGUCAUAAGCUUAGCUGUUUAAUGAAGUUACUGCAGCCGUGCUUUUAAUGAGGAGGUCAUGGUUUGGACUUUGGCUGAAAAGCUCACUGGAUUGAAGAUGAAGUUAAAAGGAAGAUGCUGUAGCGAUAAUGAAGCUUUACUAAGGAGCCACAAUAAAGUGCUAAUGUCCGAGAACACCAACAGCACUAAUUCACGCUUUGCAAACUGUUAGCUGCUGCCGUGUAAAGGAUAAACCUGCUGUUUAUAGGCUGAUGUUGACAGACUACUGACUCAGCUUAUGCAGCGCAGCUACUACAAUGCACACUAAAGUCAUUGCAUAGAAUAUACAAAAUGCUGAAAAUGAAUAAUGCAUAUUUUUA
Messenger RNA from Bombina bombina (fire-bellied toad), 3425 nucleotides. RefSeq names its product phosphodiesterase 11A (gene PDE11A). The record is from RefSeq and is a predicted model, not a curated record. Gene Ontology annotation, molecular function: protein binding; 3',5'-cyclic-nucleotide phosphodiesterase activity. Gene Ontology annotation, biological process: signal transduction. NCBI's taxonomy places the organism in Eukaryota, Metazoa, Chordata, Amphibia, Anura, Bombinatoridae. The coding region runs from base 330 to 3020 and encodes 896 amino acids. The transcript has 20 exons.